CUCAACCUCUGACCUCACUCUGACAAUGUCUUCAUUCUCUAAUCCAGAUUCGCAAGCGCGCGUCUCAACACGCUUAUCACUACGAUGGCUCCCAGAACCUCCUACCGAGACAACAGACACCCUCGUCCUGAAUGUAGGAGAUUGGUACGUCGACCUGCGCGUAGACAAGACAUCCAAGAAACUUGACUGGGCCCUUGCUGGGCAAUAUCUACGGCAGGAUAUCCCCAAACAAGUAUCAGAGACCGGUACCCUAUACCUAAACACCGUCUAAACCGGAUACCAGGUAUUUUGGCUAACUUCAGAAAAGAAAAGAAAAUAGUGCAUAUAGUCUUCACGCACGACAUCGACUCGCACCACAAUUUCAACAUCAGCGCCCCCUGCCCCUUCAUCACACAGCCCAACGGUGACGAUCUAGAAACAGGAGCCAUGGCCCGACCUGAUGUCCCGGGCGAACCGGUGACAGAAUAUGAAGAGGUAUGGCGGUAUCUACCCCCGCUCCGUGGGCCUGAGGGACAGGCAUGUGUCUCGUACGUGCUCGAGUCCGACGACGGUGUACUAGGGGAUGGACUCCAUAAACUUAAUAAAGUGUUUAUUGCCCGGAUUGGCGGGCAGUGUCUUGUUUUCCAGCAGGAUGUAACCCAUGAGCGUCGUCAGAUCUCACGAGGGAAGUGGACUGUUCAGAUUACGGGAGGGGAUGUGAGUGCGAGACGUGAGGAAUGGGUUGGUGGACGGUGGGAGGCGCGGUAUGUCUUAGGGCCUAGAGGCGAUGAACUACCGUCGAUGUCGGGGGAGCUGGGGAGGUUAGGCCAUGGCGCUAGGCUUUGUCCUGGGGAUAGGCUCAGUUUGGGAGGGUGUCGGUUUAUAGUGCGGGCGUAUGAAUCCUGGCGGAAGAACGAUAGAAGUUCGCAUCUCUAAAGCAGUGCUGUGAUAUAGAAACAGCGCGCGCUUAGAAAAGUCACCUAGUCGAUCCAGCAGGGUAACCGUCAGCAGCCCUACCAAGACAGCGGUGUUUUCUGUCUUUUUGAAGUAUGUACUAUCAAGUACACAAAUUAGAC
Messenger RNA from Aspergillus versicolor CBS 583.65, 1055 nucleotides. RefSeq lists its product as uncharacterized. The record is from RefSeq and is a predicted model, not a curated record. The transcript has a single exon. The coding region runs from base 427 to 915 and encodes 162 amino acids. Lineage: Eukaryota; Fungi; Ascomycota; Eurotiomycetes; Eurotiales; Aspergillaceae.